UGACUCCUUCCUCCUCCCCUUCGCUGGGCUCCGGGCGAUCGCCCCGCGCUGGUGGGGCUCCCAGUCCUCGGGAGCCGGCUCCUCUGCGCGGCCCCAGCUCGAGUUAAUAAACAGUUAAGUUUGGAAGACUCAGCAGACACGUUGAGGGGGAGUUACCCAGCCCAGGCAGCAAAAACAUCCCGGCGCAUUCCUGGGGAGUCCUCAGCUGCCAGCAUCUGAUUAGAACCAUAUCUCGCCGGGAGUGGCCCGCGGCUCCGAGGCUCCCGGGCCGGCGGCUAUUUAAGCGCGGCCGCCGUGUCGGCUGCUCGGAAGCCAGGCGGCUCAGGCACCCCCGGCAAGUCAUGCUCGCAUCGCGGAGGCGCUAGCUAGCCUGUGUCUGCAGCAGGUUAUGUUUGUUUGAGACGUCUCCAUUGGGGAUCGCUGGGUGUCACUAAGUGUCUGCUGGUGCUGGAGUUGGCUGUCUGCCUUCUUGCCAUGUCUAACGAAGCAGAAACGAGUGCAACUAAUGGUCAGCCUGACCAACAGGCCGCACCAAAGGCACCAUCAAAGAAGGAAAAGAAGAAAGGCACUGAAAAGACAGAUGAAUAUCUUUUGGCCAGAUUCAAAGGUGAUGGUGUGAAAUACAAGGCCAAGCUAAUCGGCAUUGAUGAUGUGCCCGAUGCAAGAGGGGAUAAAAUGAGCCAAGAUUCUAUGAUGAAACUAAAGGGAAUGGCGGCAGCUGCUCGGUCUCAGGGACAACACAAACAAAGGAUCUGGGUCAACAUUUCUCUUUCUGGAAUAAAAAUCAUUGAUGAGAAAACUGGGGUAAUAGAACAUGAACAUCCAGUAAAUAAGAUUUCUUUCAUUGCCCGUGAUGUGACAGACAACCGAGCAUUUGGUUAUGUGUGUGGAGGAGAAGGCCAACACCAGUUUUUUGCCAUAAAAACAGGGCAACAGGCUGAGCCACUAGUUGUUGAUCUUAAAGACCUUUUCCAAGUUAUCUAUAAUGUAAAGAAAAAGGAAGAAGAAAAGAAAAAGAUGGAAGAAGCCAACAAAGCAGUAGAGAAUGGGAGUGAGGCCCUAAUGAGUCUUGAUGACCAAGCUUGCAAACUGAAAUUGGGUGUUGACCAGAUGGAUUUGUUUGGGGACAUGUCUACACCUCCUGACCUAAGUAGUCCAACAGAAAGCAAAGAUAUCCUGUUAGUGGAUCUAAACUCUGAAAUCGACACCAAUCAGAAUCCUUUACGAGAAAAUCUAUUCUUAACAAAUGGCAUCACCUCCUGCUCUCUUCCUCGACCAAAGCCUCAGGCAUCUUUCUUGCCUGAAAAUGCCUUUUCUGCCAAUCUCAACUUCUUUCCCACCCCUAACCCUGAUCCUUUCCGUGACGAUCCUUUUGCACAGCCAGACCAAUCGACACCCUCUUCGUCUGAUUCUCUCAAAUCUCCAGAUCAGAAGAAAGAGAAUUUGAGUAGCUCGUCUACCCCUCUGAGUAAUGGGCCCCUGAAUGGGGAUGUUGAUUACUUUGGUCAGCAAUUUGACCAAAUCUCUAACCGGACUGGCAAACAGGAAGCUCAGGCAGGCCUGUGGCCCUUAUCAAGUACGCAAACACAGCCAGCAGUGAGAACUCACAAUGGGGUAUCUGAAAGAGAACAGAACGGCUUCCAUAUCAAAUCCUCCCCGAACCCUUUUGUGGGAAGCCCUCCCAAAGGACUGCCCGUACCGAAUGGCGUAAAGCAGGACUUGGAAAGCUCUGUCCAGUCCUCACCACAUGACUCCAUAGCCAUUAUCCCACCUCCACAAAGUACCAAACCGGGAAGAGGCAGAAGGACUGCUAAGUCUCCAGCAAAAGACUUACUUGCAUCAGACAUCUUUGCUCCUCCCGUCUCAGAACCUCCAGGCCAGACAUCUACAGGACAACCUGCAACCCUACAGACCAACCCCCUGGACCUCUUCAAAACCAGUGCUCCUGCCCCAGUAGGGCCCCUUGGGGGUCUAGGUGGUGUGCCAGUUAUAUCUGCUCAGACAGGACCAUGGAACCCAGCACCCUUAGUCUUCAGUCAAUCCACUACAAUGGUCCCGGGCACUAUGAUGGCUGGUCAGCCUUCAGGAUUCAGUCAGCCAAUCGUCUUUACCACAAGCCCAGCUGUUCCAGGUUGGAACCAGCCUUCAUCCUUUGCAGCCUCAGCUUCACCUCCAGCACCUGUAGUCUGGGGCCCAUCAGCAUCCGUGACACCCAAUACUUGGUCAUCAACCAGCCCGCUGGGGAAUCCUUUUCAGAGCAAUGUUUUUCCAGCUCCUGCUGUGUCAGCCCAGCCCCCUUCUAUGCUCUCCUCUCUCCUGGUCACUCCUCCUCAACCACCUCCCAGAACUGGCCCUCCGAAGGACGUCUCCAGCGAUGCCUUCGUUGCCUUGGACCCACUUGGGGACAAAGAAGUCAAGGAAGUGAAAGAAAUGUUUAAGGACUUCCAACUGCGGCAGCCACCUACUGUGCCAGCAAGGAAAGGAGAACAGAAUUCCUCUGGGACUUCAAGUGCCUUCUCCAACUACUUCAACAACAAAGUUGGCAUUCCUCAGGAGAAUGCAGACCAUGAUGACUUUGACGCUAAUCAACUGUUGAGAAAGAUCAAUGAACUACCAAAGCCAGCUCCCAGACAAGGUGCCCUGCCAGUUACCAAAUCUGCUGACAAUGCAUUUGAGAACCCCUUCUCUAAAGAUUCUUUCCGUUCAUCACCAGCCUCUAUGGCUUCUCCUCAAUCCACAUCUUCUGAUGUAUAUAGGGAUCCAUUUGGAAAUCCUUUUGCCUAACUUCUGAUCUUGGCAUACUGACUAUCCAGAGGAACAAAAAGGUUGGCCUUAGUAGUCAAGGACAAAGCUAAUAAGCAGACAAGUCCUGACCUCUGCCCUCGUUCUAGCUUUGACAUAUUAUCUGUUGCCUUAUUUCUUGCUGCCUCUUACACUUGUAGAAUGCCUUCCACUUUCUGUUUAGCUAAACUGAAUCUAUGGCUUUAAAUAAAUUAAGAACCUAAACUCUCUAGCUUAAAUGUAAAUGAAGUAGUUUUCCCUCCUUGAACCCUUGUUUAUUGUGUCCCUAGAACCUUCUAGAACACUGUGCUGUGUACCCUCUGGCUGGGUGAUGCAGCCACCACAACCCCUCAGAUCAUACUGUUUUGAAUAAAUUUUAAAAUUCUUGCUGUUCA
Balaenoptera ricei (Rice's whale) is the source of this 3176-nucleotide messenger RNA. It is a transcript of the gene DAB2, whose product is annotated as DAB adaptor protein 2. Gene Ontology annotation, cellular component: plasma membrane. The transcript has 15 exons. The record is from RefSeq and is a predicted model, not a curated record. Bases 475 to 2784 code for a protein of 769 amino acids. Gene Ontology annotation, biological process: positive regulation of endocytosis; negative regulation of canonical Wnt signaling pathway; receptor-mediated endocytosis. Lineage: Eukaryota; Metazoa; Chordata; Mammalia; Artiodactyla; Balaenopteridae.